Talaromyces rugulosus is the source of this 1728-nucleotide messenger RNA. RefSeq lists its product as uncharacterized. Bases 1 to 1728 code for a protein of 575 amino acids. Gene Ontology annotation, biological process: mRNA splicing, via spliceosome. NCBI's taxonomy places the organism in Eukaryota, Fungi, Ascomycota, Eurotiomycetes, Eurotiales, Trichocomaceae. Gene Ontology annotation, cellular component: U4/U6 x U5 tri-snRNP complex. The record is from RefSeq and is a predicted model, not a curated record. The transcript has a single exon.
AUGGCCGAUGUGUCGCUGAAAAGGCCUCACCCGGAGGAAGAAGAACCAAACGCACAGAAGAGAUCGCGCUCCAACAAUGGCUCUCCUAUGCCAGCCGCCCCUGGCUCUGGUGGAGGCAAGGUCGACAUCGACCGUAUGGUCGCCGAGGCCAGAGCCAGGGCUGAGCAGACUCGAGCCAGGCUGCAAGCCGCAAGAGGAGAUGCCUCUGGGCCAUCUACGCCUAGUCCAGCGCCUCCUGCUGCUGCUACCGGCGCCAACAGCGCAAUGUCUAAGCUUGAACAGAUGAAAGCAAGAGUAGCAGCUGCGACUAAAAAACUCGGCGCCACCACCCAGCAAAAAACAGCCACCCCUCAACCACCAAUUCGCUAUGAAGACGAUCUGUCAAAGGCACGGGGCGGACUGGGAGUAGGUCUUCAUCCAGCACUUCUAGCAGACUCCAGCCAAGGCGCAAAGGGCCGCAAUGCAGUACAGCCCGGUUUUUCUACCACGGCGAACCGCCGAACAGAGUCGAAAAUUGGAAAAGGGAAGCCCGGGUUGGAUCUUUCUGGGCCAUCGCUGGAAGAAAUUCGACAAAAUCCGUAUUUCGAUAACACUCUCCAUGCUACUUCGAAGCCUCGCUUUGCAAAGCAGCUCAUUUUCAAUCAAAAAGGGAAAUACAUCGCCCAGGCCGCGGCUCUACGCAGCCAAGCACAGCGGGAAGAGUUGAAGAAACGGAUUGCCGAAAUGACGCGACAAACAGAUGAGGAUAUGGGUGCUGAAAGAGCUUUCGAAGUUCCCGAACCUCCGGCACUCGAAUGGUGGGACGAAGGUCUGGUUAAUGGAGACAAUUACGCUGCGAUCGACGAUCCCAAGAACAUCAAAGUCGGUACAGAAGACUCGCUAGUCACGAUUUAUAUUCAGCAUCCCGUUUUGCUAUCAGCCCCUCAGGAAAAAUUGGUUCCAGCGCAAAAACCGAUGUAUCUCACAUCCAAAGAACAAGCCAAGAUUCGCCGGCAGCGGCGCAUGGCAGACCUAAAGGAACAACAAGCGAAAAUCAGAUUAGGCCUGGAACCUGCUCCGCCACCAAAGGUCAAGAAGUCCAACCUCAUGCGUGUUCUGGGUGAAGAGGCUGUCAAAGAUCCUACGGCUGUAGAAGCCCGUGUGAAUCGCGAAAUUAUAGAGCGACGCGACACUCACGAGCAUGCAAACCAAGAACGCAAGCUUACCCAAGAAGAGCGGCGGGAGAAGCUUGCUGCUCAGCAAGAAAAAGAUGCCGAAAAAGGAAUAUACGUGAGCGUCUACAGAAUCGACAACCUUGCAAAUGGUCGCCAUCGAUUCAAGAUUGGUAAAAAUGCAGAACAAAUGGCGUUGACGGGUGUAUGUGUCAUGCAUCCGAAGCUCAAUCUGGUCAUCGUCGAGGGUGGCUCUCACUCAGUAAACGCCUACAAGAAGUUGAUGCUUAACCGCAUUGACUGGACCGAGAACUCUGGUCCAGCUCCUCAACGGGAAGGAAACCGGGAAGCGGCCGCCUCGUGGCUGAACCCUGAAGAUGAAAAGGGUGAAUUACGAGAUCUCGGCUCUAACACUUGUACUCUGCUUUGGGAAGGUCAGCAAAGGACGAGAGCAUUCCGCAAAUGGCUGGGAGCGCGAAUUUGCGAAACCGAUGCCUCUGCCAUGAAGACUUUGUCCAGAGCCAAGAUGGAAAACUUUUGGACUUUGGCUAAGAGUUCAAAGCAAGCUAUUGCGUGA